GAGAGAAUCAAACCAAUCACAGGAGGGAGUGAAGCUGGACAGGACGAAAGAGAACGUGUGAGUGGCGGACUACAUCCACCAUUCGUUGAGAACGGGGAGGAGAGGGGAGACGCAGUGUUAGGAGGAGACCAAACACGAGAUCUUCGAUCUGCAACUCCGCAAUGUGGAGGAGGCUCCUGGAGCGCAGGGGCCCUUCCCGGCCUCCUCUCUCUCUCGCCUGGCUGCCGAUGUCAGCCUCAGGCCUUGCCCUGCCAACAGAGACGGAGCCAAGAUGAAGUUCUCUUAAAACUACCUGCAAAAACCACGCUUGCUCUGUCGUCUCCAUGAGCUGAGAGAGGGGGUGACGUAUUUCAAGUAAUUAUAAACGCUUUUCGAGCAGCUGAUUUUCAGGAAAGUAGAGUUCCCCUCAAAGUUGACAUCUGACAUUCAGGUUCUACCACAGCACAUCUUUGAGAGAACGGACGCCUGCGGCAAGAGUUUUCGCGUUUUGUUUCGGAGCGCCUCUUGUCUCCAACCCGAGGUGCUAGGACACUCUGAAGGACGAUUCAACUUUGAGGAACGUUUUCCGCCUGAAGUCCGGGAGGGUAGAGGUGCCGCGUCGAACGGAGGGCCCGUCACAUCUCAUCCGCUCUCCGCUAGGUGAUUUGGGGUAGAAAUGGCUUUGGGAUGUUUAAAAAUUCCUUUUAAGUGUUCUGUCCUUUGCCGAGGGACCGACGGAUCUAUCCUUUCUUAUUUUCCUCUGUUUUAAAAUGUUUUUUGUUCAACUAGAAUAAAAGCAGUGAAGUAAAACCGCUUGCUUGAUUUAGAUGUGGCUUCAAAAUCGAUCCAAACCACCGGGAUCUGUGGGUCAGGAGUGUCUAAAUCAGGUGAAACUCGUUCAUCUGGGUCUGUUCGAUUUGAUGUGUCAAUCAAAGCAAACUCCUCCCACUGUCCAAUCAGGUGAAACGCGAUCAUCUUAAUCUGAGACAAAUGAGUCAAUCACAGUAAACCCCUCCCACUGCUAUUCUGUCCAAUCAGGUGAAACUUGCUUGUCUGAAGCUGUUCGAUUUGAUAUGAGACAAAUAUGUCAAUCACAGUAAACCCCUCCCACUGCUAUUCUGUCCAAUCAGGUGAAACUUGCUUGUCUGAAGCUGUUCGAUUUGAUAUGAGACAAAUAUGUCAAUCACAGUAAACCCCUCCCACUGCUAUUCUGUCCAAUCAGGUGAAACUUGCUUGUCUGAAGCUGUUCGAUUUGAUAUGAGACAAAUAUGUCAAUCACAGUAAACCCCUCCCACUGCUAUUCUGUCCAAUCAGGACGCAGUCAUAUUAUCGUUGUGCCCGAAUCGCUUUAGUUGCGCCUCAGAGAAAGCAGGAGAUCGCCGUACCUAUGUGAAGCACAGACAGAAAAAGACCCUCAUCUGUCCAGUAAGAAUGUUUCCGUUGCACAGAGAGAGGGAACAGCCCAUCUUCAGCACUCGAGCUCAUGUGUUCCAGAUCGAUCCUGCCACCAAACGCAACUGGAUCCCGGCCAGCAAGCAUGCGGUCACCGUCUCCUUCUUCUACGACGCCAACAGACACGCCUAUCGCAUCCUCAGCGUGGGCGGGACCAAGGCGAUCAUCAACAGCACAGUCAGCCCCAACAUGACCUUCACUAAGACAUCUCAGAAGUUCGGUCAGUGGGCAGACAGCAGAGCGAACACCGUCUAUGGCCUCGGAUUCGCCACAGAGCAGCAGCUGCACCAGUUUGCGGAGCGUUUUAAAGAGGUAAAGGAAGCUGUGCGUCUGGCCAGAGAGAAAUCACAGGACAAGAUGGAGCUGAGCACCGCAGCUCUCAGUAUCGCAGCGCCUCAGGACUUGUCUGACGAGCUGCAGUCUCCUCCUGUGAUGUGUGUGAACGGACCGGAGGACAAGCUCUUCCGGAGCCAGAGCGCUGACAUUACUCUGUCCUCAGAGAAGGAGCGCAUUAAGAAGAUGCUCUCAGAGGGCUCGAUCUGUGAGAUGAAUCUGGAGGCCGAGCUCUUCACCUUACAGGACAGUAAUGCUAAACUGGUGGCGGCGUUGCAUGAGGCUAACGCUAACGUGGAGCAGUGGAAGAAACAGCUGGCAGCGUAUCAGGAGGAGACAGACCGGUUACGAGAUCAGGUGGCGGAUCUGGAGGCUCACGGCGGUCAGGGACCCAGCGACAUGCUAAAAGACGAGCUCACUCAAUCCCUGGAGGAGCUGGAGAACCUGCUGAAGGCAAAGGACGAGGAGAUCCGUAUUCUCCAGAGUAAGAAGUCCAACUUCCACGAGCUGGAGCCGGAGAGAGAAGAAGCCAUUCACAGACUGCAGGAGCUGGAGAUGCGUAACGUUGAGCUGGAGCGGCGCGUGCAGAGCGCUGAGCAAACCCUGGUGUCUGCGCUGGAGGAUCGCGAGCGCGCCGAGAACGAGGUGCAGAGGGUCGCUCAGAUCCUCGACGUCAAGAUCUUCGACCUCAACGACCUUCGGCAGAGUCUGGUCAAGCUCAUCAAUAAAUAGUGCGACCCUGCUUUCUUCUCGUUCAUCUUGAAUUUGCACUGAAACGCUCUUUCUGUUCCAGUCUAGCAAUAACUUCAGUGUUGAGGAUGUUAAGUUGGCAGAUCACGAACAGUGUUGCUACGGUACGCUUUAUUUUUGAUACAGAAACACUAGUGCUGUGUGACAUCUUUACAGGAUCACAAGUAUGAUUUUUUUCGUAAUUAUUUUUCUUUUAAACCAUGCUAAAGGUCACACAUCAUGAAAAAUAGG
Sinocyclocheilus anshuiensis is the source of this 2745-nucleotide messenger RNA. RefSeq names its product homer protein homolog 3-like. Bases 1411 to 2496 code for a protein of 361 amino acids. NCBI's taxonomy places the organism in Eukaryota, Metazoa, Chordata, Actinopteri, Cypriniformes, Cyprinidae. The transcript is spliced from 10 exons. Gene Ontology annotation, biological process: G protein-coupled glutamate receptor signaling pathway. Gene Ontology annotation, molecular function: G protein-coupled glutamate receptor binding. The record is from RefSeq and is a predicted model, not a curated record.